AUGAAGAGAGAAAACAACCUCGUUCUCAUCUUAGUCUUCUUUAUCAUCAUCUUACUGAUGCAAGUCGGAAAAGCACAGAAUACAGCAACCGAUGUUAAAGUGGGAAUCGUAACCGAUGUUGGAAUGGUAUACUCCAAAAUGACUUUGCUCUGUAUCAACAUGUCUCUCUCUGAUUUCUACUCUUCUCAUCCUGAAACCGAGACAAGGCUUGUACCCACCAUUGUCGACUCCAAAAACGACGUUGUUAUUGCAGCAGCAGUAGCUAAGGAAAUUGGUAUGAUGAAGCAAGGAUAUGUCUGGAUCCUAACCAAUGCGAUUACCGAUGAUCUGAGUAUAAUGAACGAGACAGAAAUUGAUACAAUCCAAGGGGUAGUAGGUGUAAAGACCUAUGUCCCGAGAUCCGAAGAGCUUGACACAUUUAGAUCUCGAUGGAAGAAGAGAUUCCCGAUUUCUGACCUGAGCGUGAAUGGAUUGUGGGCUUAUGAUGCCACCACUGCACUGGCCCUGGCCAUUGAAGAAGCUGGGACAUCAAAUUUGACUACAGUCAAGACAGUUGCCAUGAGGAACAUGUCUGAACUUCAAGGUCUAGGUGUAUCUCAAUAUGGUCCAAAACUUCUCCAGGCACUCACUAGAGUUCGGUUCAAAGGUCUUGUUGGUGAUUUCCAAUUUAUCAAAGGAGAACUGCAACCGUCAGUGUUUGAGAUUGUUAAUGUGAAUGGGCACGGUGGAAGGACCAUAGGAUUCUGGGUGGAAGAACAUGGUCUCUUGAAGAACGUGGAAAAAAAACCAGCUACCACGGCCACUUUCUCUUCUUGGCAAGAUCGACUCAGACCAAUUAUAUGGCCUGGAGACACUACUUCCGUAACCAAAGGAUGGGAGAUCCCAACAAAUGGUAAAAGGCUGCAGAUUGGAGUCACUGUUGGUGCACUUUUCCCACAAUUUGUGAAGGUUACAAGAAAUCAUAUCACCAAUUCAACAACUUUUAGUGGAUUCUGCAUCGACUACUUUGAGGCUGUAAUUCAAGCGAUGCCCUAUGAUGUUUCAUAUGACUUCAUUCCUUUAGAAGAUGAUGAUUAUGAUACCUUAAUCUACCAGGUGUAUCUCGGGAAAUAUGAUGCUGUGGUGGGAGAUACAACAAUAGGGGCAAAUAGGUCAAUGUAUGUUGAUUUCUCAUUGCCAUACACACCAUCGGGCGUAGGUCUGGUUGUCCCUGUGAAAGACAGUGUUAAAAGAGGCAGUACCAUCUUUUUGAUGCCUUUGACAUUGGAACUUUGGCUAAUCAGCCUAUUGUCCUUCUUAAUUAUUGGCCUUGUCGUAUGGGUUCUUGAACAUAGGGUAAAUCCAAACUUUGAUGGGCCUGGCAAGUAUCAUCUCAGCACUAUCUUCUGGUUUUCUUUCUCCAUUAUGGUCUUUGCUCCGAGAGAAAGAGUGCUUAGCUUCUGGGCAAGGCUCGUGGUUAUCAUUUGGUACUUCUUAGUACUUGUGUUGACUCAGAGUUACACCGCUAGUUUGGCAUCGCUUCUUACAUCACAACAGCUUCAUCCAACAAUAACUAACAUAAAUAGCUUGCUGGCAAAAGGAGAAGCUGUGGGAUAUCAACGCAGUUCCUUCAUUUUGGGAAGACUCAAAGAAUCAGGUUUCUCAGAGGGGAGUCUUGUACCCUUUGGGUCUGUAGAAAACUGUGAUGAGCUACUGAGCAAAGAACCAGCAGAGGGUGGUAUUUCUGCAGCUUUCUUGGAAAUACCUUACGUGAGACUUUUCCUUGGACAAUACUGUAACACGUAUAAAAUGGUUCAAACACCAUUCAAGGUCGAUGGAUUCGGCUUCGUCUUUCCCCUCGGAUCCCCUCUAGUGGCUGAUGUAUCAAGGGCUAUUCUAAAAGUGGAAGAGUCGAACAAGGCAACCCAACUCGAGAAUGCAUGGUUCAAGCCAAUAGAAGAAAGUUGCCCAGAUCCACUCACCAACCCUGAUCCAAAUCCCUCUGUAUCCUUCCGCUAA
This is a messenger RNA of Arabis nemorensis, 1998 nucleotides long. NCBI's taxonomy places the organism in Eukaryota, Viridiplantae, Streptophyta, Magnoliopsida, Brassicales, Brassicaceae. The record is from the annotation of a GenBank genome assembly.